This is a messenger RNA of Thermochaetoides thermophila DSM 1495, 294 nucleotides long. RefSeq lists its product as uncharacterized. Bases 1 to 294 code for a protein of 97 amino acids. The transcript has 2 exons. The record is from RefSeq and is a predicted model, not a curated record. Lineage: Eukaryota; Fungi; Ascomycota; Sordariomycetes; Sordariales; Chaetomiaceae.
AUGGAUGGUCUGGGAGUCAACUUCAAGAAAGCCGUUGAGGGGCAAGCCAGUAUCAACCGCGUUGCUAGCCCCAUCGUCACCUCCUCCGCCGUGGAGUCCGCUAUCUUCUGCACCAUCGACCUCAAUUUCCUCUACGUCGUCGGGUGGUUCGGUUUUCUUUACUCCAACGUCACCAUGGAACCGUCCGUCAUCAUCAUCAUCUUCAUCAUCCUCGUCGAUUUCAAGCCUGGGACUCGGCUUGUCAUCAAGUCCGCACGGCUCAGCAGAAUUAUUUCCUUCACCGCCACCGUAUAA